UAUUAUUACCAAUUUAGCUUAAAAUAUUUAAGUAUUGUCUGCCUAAUAAAACAUAAUCUCCGUCUUGAAAAAAGAAGCAGGAAGAUGUUUCUAUUUGUCUAAAUAUUGGCCAAUCAGGUUUGAGCAGUGGGGAUUGUAUGUAUCAUUGAUCAGGUAAAUUGUUCAUCUCCUUAUUCUAAUCUCCAUAAUUCAUUAUUUCAACACAGCGUAUCCCUUUUCGCCAGCCAGCGAUGAAAAAUUAAUUUCAUGAAACUUCAUCUAAAACUCACAAAACAAAAAUAUCCUCAGCUUCAAUUACUUUCUUAAAAUAACUAUCAAAAUAAGUCUUUUUAAGCAAAAAUUUUUGUUGCAAAAGUUUGCUCAUUGAUUUUUGAAAAGACAAAACCGUUAGCUCACAGUCUUGCAAGUGAGUGCAUUAAUAAAAAAUACACAAACAACAAAAUAGUUUUGAAUGUUUUUCCCAACAAACUCGAUUUCCUUGGUCGGAGCUUCGCAGCAAAUCAAUCACGUGUCCAAAAACUCCAUGCAAAGCCAUACUUCCGAACACCUUCAGUCUUUGGUGGAUUGCAAACCCAUAAUGCACAACAGUGCCACGGCAGACCAGUUGCAGGCAGCGGCGGCCGCCGGAUUGCACGCGCAGCACGGCAGUGUCACCGGGUCGGCCGGAGGAUCACACGGCCAUAAUGAGUUCAAGUACUCGGCAUCGCCUUUCCAAAUAAGGCAGAGAACUGCAUUUGCUCCACCGCCCACAAGCAACUUCUUCGGACACCCUUUCGAUGACUCAUUCUUCCGAGCAGACUCGCUGACUUCGAACCACAUGAACCACAUGGCUCCCAAACCGAUGGACUACAAACCACACGAGUACUUCUCAACCAUGAUGGCCGAUAUGCAGAACAACGCUGCCAGAUGCUCACAACUGGAUCUGCUAGACCAGAUUGCCCCCUCGGUUCAAUUCGGGGGAGGGGCUGACCAGCAAGUGAACUCAUUUCACCCGGCUACUCACAUAGGGUUUCAUCCCUCGUUCGGUCACGGCAACAUGGCAGCUGCUGCAGGUCUAGCGGGACCCUCUUCAUUUCCUCAAAUUACGCACGUACCUCAAGCCGAAGUUGAGGCGGAUCCGAGAGAACUAGAGGCGUUCGCCGAGAAGUUCAAACAGCGGCGAAUCAAACUCGGGGUGACUCAAGCUGACGUCGGCAAGUCUCUUUCCCACUUGAAGAUACCAGGAGUCGGAAGUCUGAGCCAAAGUACGAUUUGUCGUUUCGAGUCUUUGACUUUGAGUCACAAUAACAUGGUUGCCUUAAAACCAGUUCUGCAAGCUUGGCUCGACGAAGCAGAGGCGGCAGCUAAAGGACGUCUAUCUGAAAAACAGUCCAGUUGUCUGUCGGUUGUUGACAAAAAACGAAAACGCACUUCGAUAGCGGCGCCCGAGAAGCGAUCUCUUGAGGCUUACUUCACCGUGCAGCCCCGACCGAGUGGCGAGAAGAUUUCAGCGAUUGCCGAAAAAUUAGACCUGAAGAAAAAUGUAGUGCGUGUUUGGUUCUGCAACCAGCGACAAAAACAGAAAAGACUCAAGUUCGCAGCCGGGCGAUAAAUUAAAGAAUAGAAAAACUAUUCAAAAUGGCUCCAAAACUUCUAACAGGAAUGAACUUUUAUUUUUGACCUGGUUUUCUUGUAUAUUUGACACUGCUGCAGGCGUGACAGACAAUGUAAAUGUGUAAAUAAGCCGACUUCUAAUUUGUAUUUUUAUAGUAGAAUUAAUCAAUUUUCAUCAA
This is a messenger RNA of Symsagittifera roscoffensis, 1772 nucleotides long. RefSeq names its product POU domain, class 4, transcription factor 3-like. The record is from RefSeq and is a predicted model, not a curated record. Bases 452 to 1591 code for a protein of 379 amino acids. Gene Ontology annotation, biological process: regulation of transcription by RNA polymerase II. Gene Ontology annotation, molecular function: DNA-binding transcription factor activity, RNA polymerase II-specific; RNA polymerase II cis-regulatory region sequence-specific DNA binding. Lineage: Eukaryota; Metazoa; Xenacoelomorpha; Acoela; Convolutidae. The transcript has 2 exons.